This is a messenger RNA of Ictalurus furcatus (blue catfish), 6743 nucleotides long. It is a transcript of the gene zbtb16a, whose product is annotated as zinc finger and BTB domain containing 16a. Gene Ontology annotation, biological process: regulation of transcription by RNA polymerase II. The transcript has 7 exons. Gene Ontology annotation, molecular function: RNA polymerase II cis-regulatory region sequence-specific DNA binding; protein binding; DNA-binding transcription factor activity. NCBI's taxonomy places the organism in Eukaryota, Metazoa, Chordata, Actinopteri, Siluriformes, Ictaluridae. The record is from RefSeq and is a predicted model, not a curated record. Bases 212 to 2227 code for a protein of 671 amino acids.
AGCGCGCGCGGAGGGGAGUCAGUGCGCGCGAGAGCGGGUACUGUGAACUGCGCUCUGUAUGCACGAGUCUCCUCAAUAAGAGCCCUGUACGGAAGCGGCGCGUGCAAGCGACCUGCAGACUCACCUUAUCUUGUUUACAAAGAUAACUGAACAGACUGCUGAGUGGAAAGAGCGAGACUCAUGAAUUGGCCUGGCGGGUUACGGAGACGUUAUGGAUCUGACUAAAAUGGGUAUGAUACAGCUCCAGAACCCCAACCACCCCACUGCGCUGCUGCACAAGGCCAAUCAGAUGCGCCUGGCCGGCACGCUCUGUGAUGUGGUCAUCAUGGUGGACAGCCAGGAGUUCCAUGCUCACCGGACUGUGCUGGCCUGCACCAGCAAGAUGUUCGAGAUCCUUUUCCACCGCAACAGCCAGCAUUAUACCCUUGACUUUCUCUCACCAAAGACCUUCCAACAGAUUCUUGAGUAUGCUUACACUGCCACGCUCCAAGCAAAAGUGGAAGACUUGGAUGACCUGCUGUACGCAGCAGAGAUACUCGAGAUAGAGUAUCUUGAAGAGCAAUGUCUGAAGAUCCUGGAGACCAUCCAGUCUUCAGACGAGAACGAUGCAGAGGUCAAUAUGAAUGAUGGCGGUACAGAGGAGGAUGACGAGCACAAAGGGAAGCAUGGCAGGAGCACUGCCAGCUCCAAGAAGCAUUCCAUUGAGGACAGUGGCUAUAUAUCCACUGCCCAGCAAGCAUUGGCACUGUCCAGCAUCAUAGAUCAGAGCCCAUCUGUCUCCACUUCCUUCGGUCUCUCCACGAUGAGCCCAACCAAAGCUGCAGUGGACAGCCUGAUGAGCAUCGGCCAGUCACUGUUACAGAACAGCAUGCAGCAUGGACUGGGCACUGAUCAGAACCUACAGGGCAACCCUCACUCUAUAAUGCCAGAGAUCAAAACUGAGAUGAUGCAGGUGGAUGACGCUAAUGGUCGUGAGAGCCCCAGACCCAUGGAGUCCAGCACCUCGAGCAACGGAGACCGCACUAGUGAUGGUGAUAAGAGCCGUGAUGGACCUGGUACCCCCACCAGAAGCAGCGUAAUCACCAGUGCCCGUGGGUUACAGUAUGUCCGUGAGGAUGGGGGAGGAGAUCACCCAACCGAGGCCAGCCAUAUGGGGCUGGAAAGUAUGGCAGGUAUGACCGAGAAACACCUGGCCUCUCUCUACGGCCUGCCACCCAACCAUAAGAGUGAGGCCUUGCUCUCCAUGCCUGCCUCCAUGGCCUCGACCCUGCACAUGUCUCCAGCUCUGGCCAUGUCCAUGGACUUCAGCGCCUACAGCAGCCUCCUGCCACAGAGCUUCAUUCAGAGAGAGUUCUUCAACAAGUUGGGCGAGCUAGCAGCUGGCAUGAAGCCUGACGGGCGUGGCGGGCAAAACGAGCGCUGCAACGUGUGCGGUGCCGAACUGCCCGACAACGAGGCUGUGGAGCAGCACAGGAAGCUGCACAGCGGAAUGAAGACCUACGGCUGUGAGCUGUGCGGCAAGCGCUUCCUAGACAGCCUACGCCUGAGGAUGCACUUGCUGUCUCACUCAGCUGGAGAAAAGGCCAUCGUGUGUGACCAGUGUGGAGCUCAGUUCCAGAAAGAAGAAGAUCUGGAAGCACACAGACAGAUUCACACAGGAUCAGACAUGGCCAUCUUCUGUCUGCUGUGUGGGAAGCGCUUCCAGACGCAGACCGCCCUGCAGCAGCACAUGGAGGUCCACGCCGGGGUCCGCAGCUACAUCUGCAGCGAGUGCAAUCGCACCUUCCCGAGCCACACGGCACUCAAACGCCACCUUCGCUCCCACACAGGUGACCAUCCGUACGAGUGCGAGUUCUGUGGGAGCUGCUUCCGUGAUGAGAGCACGCUGAAGGGCCACAAGCGCAUCCACACCGGAGAGAAGCCCUAUGAAUGUAAUGGCUGCGGCAAGAAGUUCAGCCUCAAACACCAGCUAGAGACCCAUUACCGUGUGCACACAGGUGAGAAGCCUUUCGAGUGCAAGCUGUGUCACCAGCGCUCGAGGGACUACUCGGCCAUGAUCAAACAUCUGCGCACCCACAACGGCGCUUCGCCCUACCAGUGCACCAUCUGCCUGGAGUAUUGCCCCAGCUUGUCCACCAUGCAGAAGCACAUGAAGGGCCACAAGCCAGAGGACAUCCCGCCAGACUGGAGGAUCGAGAAGACCUAUCUGUACCUGUGCUACGUGUGAUUGAGGCCGAGCCCCGCGUAGGGUUGGGAUUGGGAUCGGGAUCGGGGGUGGGAGAGCUUAAGAAUGGAAUGCACGGAGGAAGCAAAAAGGGGGGAAUGUUUACAUUUUCGGCGGCAGGGCUGGGCAAGGCAAAGUUGAAAAGAGACAGGACAAGGGGGGGGAAAAAAUGUACUUAAGUAUGGUGGUGUUGUCAUGUUGUAGUAUUGCGUUCUGUUGUGUUGUGAUGGUGUCGUGACUCAAACAGGAAGUGUGCUCGACUCACUAAGGAUUCUCCCACUGUAUCAGGCGGGGAUCUUCGAAAUCACGCCCUCUUAUAUGUAGAAUAAUUACUCCUGGUUAUCCCCUGGUUAAUAGCUACGAACUGACCCCAUUAACUUCACAGACAUACCAGGAGGUGUCACAAGCACUUACAUCUGCCAGGAAGAUACCUUUACAUCUGUAUUACAGUACAGCAGAUCAUUGUCUGUUGAUCCUGUUUAUGGGUUUGUAAAGAUUUUUCUAUUGAUGUACCACAGAUCCUUGGUUCAUAGAGCCUUCUUGCUUGAUUGACAUUCAUUAAGGGUUUAUUGGCUUAACCAGCAUACAAACCAGCGAUUCAUAAAUGCCAUUUCAGUUUUCACAACAUAAUCUCUGUCUCUGCAUCAUAACCUUUCGUAGCUUCAUUGCACAUAUUACGAUGACAAUUUCUGUUUGAUUUUUUUCUUUUCUUUUCUCAUACAACAUAAUCGAGUGCCACAUUACACUUCUGCUGUACGUUUUCAUUUAAUAUUAACUGGACAUUUUUUGGCUUCAUUUAUUAUUCAUUUAGUUCCUUUCCCAUGAAGUACAUGACAGGAAAUCAGUUUAAAACAAAAUAAUCAGCUUCAAAGCAGGAUUCAGCAGUACAUUUACAUUAAAGAGCGCACUAGAAAUCUAAUCAGCUGUGUAUAUUCUGAUAUAGAGACCAAAAUAAUGACUAAAGCUGCUUUUGCCAGUGGCUUGGACACUAAAGGGCACUGUGAUGUACAGGACUGGUCUCCACAUAUCUGAGAGAUGAGUGAAAACAAAUUUCACCAAUGGGAGAAAUGAGGCCUGUCUGGUCUGUCCAGCCCAGAGGGCUACCAUGAAAGAAUAGAUCAACUCUUUGUAUGGCUUUGUUCCUUUGCUAUGUCUGUAUUUCCUAUUUUACCUUGAUUUGUCAGCACAUUGUGCUUGAAUUACCUCGUAUUUUUUUUGUGUGACCUCAUGUGCUUGUUUUUAAUUUUUUUCUUCGUUUCUUCUUUUGUGUGUGUGUGUGUGUGUGUGUGUGUGUGUGUGUAUUUGAUUACAUGCGUGUGUUAUGUCUGUCUACUAUGUUUUGCAGAGGAGAUGUGAAAAACGAUGUGCCACGGUGAUAUGAGAUUAUUAUUAUUGUGUUAUUGUUACCAAACUUGGUAUUUUUUUUUUUAUUAACCCUGCUUGUUUAAGAGCUUGUGGGUUUGGUCAUUUUUUUUUUGUAAGCUACCUCUAAGUUUUGUUUCUUUUAUUUUCUUUUUUUUUUUUUUUUUUUUUAGCAGAAGCACAUUUUUUGUGUGUGUUUUGAAGUUUUGAAUUAUUGCAACUUUUCAUCUCAUGCUUUCCGUCUGUUGAGAUUUGGAAGUGACAUGUAAAGGGUCGAGAUGUAUUAAUGAUGGAUAAAGUGGGGAAAAAAAACAAGCGUUUAUUUGCUCUGACCACCCACCUGUCCCCCUCCACCCCAAACCUUUUUCUUUAAGAGCAGAGAAGAGAUUUUGAAGCCUUAAGCUUGGGGUAAGAGUUGAUCUAUGAGAUAUGUAUGGAAUCAAUGGAGUGUAGUACUUUAAAGUUUAAAAAAAAAACAAAAAAAAAAAACAAUUAAACUUGAAAAUAUGUGAAUAGAAUUGUAGUUUUGUAAUGUGAAAAAAAAAAAAAGAUGGUUCAUGAAGCCUGAACCGCUAAGAACAGGUCAUAUGCAGCUGUGCAUUGUGCGUUGGACAAUUGGGACUGCAAGUGGUAAUGGAGGAUGAAAGAAAGGAAAAAAAAAUGAUAUCCUGUCGAUCAACGUUUCUUUAUAUGAGUGUAGUCCUGAGCAAGAGCCAGCAGAGGCCAUUUGAUAUAUAAAAUUGUGAUAUUUUUGUAUCGAGUGUUGGUCCCCUUUCCAUUUGUUGAGGUUUCAGCAGGGCAAAUAUUUGUAGUUUGUUCGGGUUUUUUUGUUUGUUUGUUUGUUUGUUUGUUUUUUUACAUUGUUCUUCUCUGGUUGGACUUUUUUGCCUUGCUCCUCUUUGGUAAUGUUGGACAUAAGUGUGUGAACGUUGUUGUGGUUCAGUGUUGCUUUUCUGGAUGUCGAUACAUUGUAGGUGAAGGACUAAAUCAGCCACAAAUGUCUGCUUUGUAAGUAUAACAAAACAAAAAAACUAAACAAAAAAAAAGUGAGAGAAAUGUAUUGUGAUGCCAAUGAUCAAUUACACACAAAUCGUACUUACGAUUUCAAACAAUCAAUGUUGCCAAUAUUUUGUUUUGGGUUUUUUUUUUGUUACUUGAAGUGACUGAAAAGAGGGGUGGGGCGGGGUAGAUGGUGAGGGUGGGGGGCUGAGUAAUGUACCUGUCUUGUGUCUUGUAGUAUUCUGGAAAACACUGUGAGUUUGGGGGAACUUCUGCCCUCCUGUGAGAUUUAAAGCAAGCCUAAGUAGCUCAAUGUAAGAGGCAUAAAAUAUUAUGGUGGAUAUAAAAGUGUUUCAUAUUGGGCAACAACAACAGAUAUUAAGCCACACACUAGUGUCACUGUCCUCUAUACCUUCUUUUAUUUCCUCCCCAUGGAGUACGAGUGUAAAAGUGUACAUGUGUGUGUAUGUGUGAGAAAGAGAGACUAUUAGUGUCGAAUGCACUAAUUAAAUCGUAAUGUUCUAUGCCACUUUUCUCUCUAUAGGAUUAAAAUAUAUUGGCAUUGAUAUAGUUCUUCCCUCGAUGUUACUCUGAUGUUUCUGUAAUAUUUGUGCCUAAAUGAAAUUGUUCAAAUUGUCCAUCGAUAUCCGUUUCGUUUCUGUAUUUUUCUAAACUUAAUCGGUGUCUUUAGAGCUCCAGGGAUGCCAUUGUGAUCACAUUGUGGCGUUUUGAUUGUUUAAAAAAAAAAAGAAUAAUAAUAAUGUCCAUGUGGGCGAAGCUAUUGGAUCAUUUAUAGGAUCUAAUUUUUUUUUUCAUUACUGACCUAAAUAUAUCCGGUUCUGAGUAGUUAUUGUAUUUUGUACACAAAAAAUAAACAAGGUAAACAUUCUUUGGAAUGAAUUGUGCAUUUAUCUCAAGAGAUUUUUUUAAAAGUCAAAAAUGUUAGCACUGGUUCUUCAAUCAUGUUCAUAUCAGCAACAGGUUUUGCUGAUUAAAGCUGAUAAUGGUGUGUUUUGUUUGUACGCUGAUAUUACUGCCCCAGCUUGACAUCACUGUUAUAUUGGUUCGAGUACUUAUAUUAUCAGCGUGUAUAAAGAGAGAGUGUCAUCCUGGCAUCCCUGGAGUUUGGCUCACUGUGUUCGCGUGUGGUGUUUUUAGCAAGAGUAGACAUUUCAUGCCGUGUUGCCAUGCAUGUGCCAUUGAGGUCUAGAUGAAAUCGUUGGGAGCACCAAGACCUUUUUUGUUUUGUUUUUCAUUUUUGUUUUUUUAAAUUAGCACUGAGGACCAAUCGCCCUGUCGGACCAAGCGCAACAGAGCUUUUCUAUGUAACAAAGUGUCUCUCUAAUUCACUCUGUAUCUCUGUCUAUGUCUCUCUCUCUCUCUCUCUCUCUCUCUCUCUCUCUCUCUCUCUCUCUCUCUCUGUCUCUCUCUGUCGCUCUCUCUCUCUUGCUCUCUCUCUCUUUCUAACUCUCAUCUCCCACCUUUACUGUAUCCCAUUUCAGCUUAUCUUUUUUUUUCCUUAUUGUGACAGCACAAGUGCCAGUCCAGUUGCUUUGUACUAAAAAAAAAUUAUGUUUUUAUAAUUAUUUUGAAUUGUUCUAGUUACGUCUACCUCAGCACCUAAUCUUAGCCUAAUCUUAGAAGGUGCCCAAUUAUUAUUUUUUUUUUCUGUUUGUUGUCAAUUGUAUAAAAAAAAAAAGUAAUAAUAAUAAUUAAUUUGCAUUCAGCUUUGCAAAAGGUCCUUUUGUCUUUUUCCGGCCACAUGCUAUUUUUGUAGCACCACUUUCUGGCAACUGUGCUACGGAUAUCGGCAUCGGUUUCUGAUGUAGUUUUUCUUUCCGUGUAGGAUCAGACACAUCUCUUUGUAACAUUUCAGUGUUCUCUGAUGGAGUGUGGAAAAAAAAAUAAAAAAAAGAAAUUAAAGAGAUUUAAUGCUGCAGGUUUUCUUCUCAAUGUUGUUACUAAGUAAAUCGUGUGCCUUUAAUAGUGAGAGAUUUUUUUUUUUUUUUUUACAUAAUACUAACGGUAGAUGGUUUUGUAGUGAUUUUUUUGUUUUGUUUGUUUUUGUAUUUUUAUUUAUAAGUCUCAUACAAUAACAAUGUUCAGUUGUAUUCCUUAAAUCUGCAGUUAGAAAAAAAAAAAUAAAAAGUGGACUUAA